AUGGCGUAUGGAAGAAAUCAAAAACUCGGCUUUAGUAUUCUGUGGCGCCGAUUCGAGCGGGCCGCUAGGUGGCAGCACAUAGCUCGCUAUUCACAGUGUAUAUUAUUUACCGAGCGUAUAUAUGUAUGUCGUUAUAUAAGCGAACAGAAAGCUACGUUCGGUGGACGCGAGCGCGGGGCGGCGCGGGUGGUGCGGGGCGCGCGGGCGGGCGGGGUGCUCACGCACACCACGCCGCCCAAGCACACAGGCGCUGCGCGCCGCGUCCGUAUGUAUCGAACGAGCGAGCGCGCCAACCGACCGACUCGCUCGACGUAUUCUUAUUAUUAUGAAAGGAGAAACGCUUUUUGUAGGGCAAGAACUAAAUUUGUAGUACCAUUACCGCUGCUGAUAAUAAAGAUUGUAAACGCAUUUCUGCUUGCUGAAGUUUGCGCCGUCACUCAUAGAUGUCGCGUUUUCUUUAGUUUUUCGAAAACCUGCAACGUUUUCAAAUGUACCUCG
This is a messenger RNA of Brenthis ino (lesser marbled fritillary), 498 nucleotides long. Lineage: Eukaryota; Metazoa; Arthropoda; Insecta; Lepidoptera; Nymphalidae. The record is from the annotation of a GenBank genome assembly.